Messenger RNA from Cervus elaphus (red deer), 843 nucleotides. RefSeq names its product zinc finger CCHC-type and RNA-binding motif-containing protein 1-like. Bases 176 to 829 code for a protein of 217 amino acids. The record is from RefSeq and is a predicted model, not a curated record. The transcript has a single exon. Lineage: Eukaryota; Metazoa; Chordata; Mammalia; Artiodactyla; Cervidae. Gene Ontology annotation, cellular component: U12-type spliceosomal complex. Gene Ontology annotation, biological process: mRNA splicing, via spliceosome. Gene Ontology annotation, molecular function: RNA binding; zinc ion binding.
GAAAGCCGGGAAGAGGCAUGGUAUCUACUUUCUCGUCUCCUGCCCCUGCCCCUUCCCGGGACCCGUGAUGCUGAGGCAGCUGCAAGGAGCGACGAACAGUCGGGGUUGAGCCCCAAGUGAGCUGAGGGCUGGUGCUCUUCUGGCCCUAUCCCCCGGGCCCGCCCCACUUGAAGAAAUGAGUGGUGGAUUGGCCCCAAGUAAAAGCACAGAGUAUGUACCAAAUCUGCCCUUUUCCCUGACCAACAAUGACUUAUAUUGGAUAUUUUCCAAGUAUGGCAAAGUUGUAAAGGUUACUACAAUGAAAGAUAAAGAUACCAGGAGGAGUAAAGGGGUUGCAUUUAUUUUAUUUUUGGAUAAAGACUCUGCACAAAACUGUACCAGGGCAAUAAACAACAAACAGCUAUUUGGUAGAGUGAUAAAAGCAAGCAUUGCUAUUGACAAUGGAAGAGCAGCUGAGUUCAUCCGAAGACGAAACUACUUUGAUAAAUCUAAGUGUUAUGAAUGUGGGGAAAGUGGACACUUAAGUUAUGCCUGUCCUAAAAAUAUGCUUGGAGAACGUGAACCUCCAAAGAAGAAAGAGAAAAAGAAAAAAAAGAAAAUUCCUGAGCCAGAAGAAGAAAGUGAAGAAGUAGAAGAAAGUGAAGAUGAAGGGGAAGAUCCUGCUCUUGACAGCCUCAGUCAGGCUAUAGCUUUCCAGCAAGCCAAAAUUGAAGAAGAACAAAAAAAAAGGAAACCCAGUUCAGGAGGUCCUUCAACAUCAGAUGAUUCUAGACGCCCAAGGAUAAAGAAAAGCACAUACUUCAGUGAUGAGGAGGAACUUAGUGAUUAAAAAUAUAUAUAUUA